AGUAUUAUAUAUAUAAAAUAUAAUGGAUAAACGAGUGUUGCCAAAUAUUAACAAGUGGAUAAAGAAAUGCAUAAAAAAAGAAUUUGACAAUGUGAUCAAGGAUAAUUUAGAGGAGAAUCAAGAUUCUUCAGAAAUAGCUCAAAGAAUUAUUUCAUCUAAAGAAAUGCAAGUUUUAAUGAAUUCUAUGAAAAUGAUGAUUAUUGAACAAAAUUCGGAAUCAAAAUUUGAUAACAGUGCAACAAUGGAAUCUCAUUCUCAAUCAUCUGCCUCUAUUGUUAGUGACAUAACUGUAGAAGAUUGGAAUUCUUCAAAAAAUAUUGAAGAUCAAUAUAAUUAUAUUAUAGAUAAAAUAAGUUGUGAUAAACCUAUACAUGUAAGAUUGGCAGGUUAUGAGAUAUUAUUGAAAAGUGAUUUGACAAAUGUAACAGCUAUCUCACAAUGGGAUAUUCUUCAAAAUACUUUAAAAGACGGUCUCAUGGGUGAAAGUCGAGCCAUAUUUGAAGCUAGUUUACAAGUUCAUGCUAGAUUAUUAAGUUGUCCAAAGACAUAUGGUGCGUAUAAUAAUUUAUUGAGUUCAUUUAAUGCUCAAUAUCAUACGCAUAAAGUACACGAAAUGUUACCGUCAUUAAUAUCUGGAAUUAAUUUUAAAUUUUUCUUACACGAAAAAUUAAUUCGCAUUAUGUAUUUGAUAAUACAUUAUCAAGAAGAAUUAUUAAAGAGUAUAAGAAACGUUGACAAAACUACAGAAGAAAUAAUAGAACAAUUUAUAAUAUUUUUAAGUACUCAUACAUUUGGUAAUUCAAUGCAAGGUAAAACAUUGUCUAUGUUAAAUAUUGUUGCAACAUUAGAUCCACAGGCUGAUUGGAGUAAAAGAUGGACUCAUAAAGUAUCAACUAGAAGAACAUUUUUUUCUAUAUUAACCAAAUCACCAAGUUUACUUCAAUAUGCUAUACAAUGCAUUAACAAAAAUAAAUCUCCUAUAUAUACAUCUAUUUCUAUCUGUGACGAACCCAUAGAAGCAUGUAUUUCUGGAGAGACAAUAGAAACAAUUACUUAUCUUCACUGUUUAAAUUUUAUCUCACAGAUAUGUAGUUAUGAAGCAGGUCGUCAAUUACUUUCUGAGACUUUAUUAAACGUUCAAUUUUCUGUAACUGAAUUUUUAAUAAGAUUAAUAAAUACGUUGAAUGAAUUAUCAUUAUCUGGAAUAGAAAGUGGCAUUUACAAUAUUAUGUGUCAGGCAUUGCAAAAUGUAUUAAACAGGCCUACAAUUUCGUUAGAUACUGAUUUUUAUGAUGCUGCAUUAUAUUCUUUAAAUAAUUCUUCUGAGAAUGAUUUAAGAAUCUGGCCUCAUAUGCUAUAUGUGAUAAUGCAUAUGUUGGAUACUGUUAAUGGGUCAGAAAUUUUAAUAAAUUUUCAAGAAUCAAAACCACAUUGUACUGCAUUGAUUAUUAUGCAACAUGUAUCUAAUGUUUUGAAACAACCUUUUUCUAUUAUGAAUACUGAAUAUAUUUGUAAUUUAUCUAAAAUUAUAACAAAAUUAUUUAAUAUAUUUAAUGUCUAUGAAAUUGUACAAGAUGUAAUAGAAAAUCAAUUUUAUCCCGCUGUAUCACAAUUUUACAGUAAAUUAGAUAAAUAUUUUAUCGAAAAUGGAAAUAAAGCUCAAUAUUUAGAUGGCAUAAUUAACACAAUGAUACUUAAAAUUGUAUCAAUACCAUUUGGUUUACAAGAUUUAACACGUGAAUCUUUAGCAUUUCAAGAAUUAGUACGUGGAUCUAUCGCACCAUUAAGAAAUUCAUGGACAUCCACUGAUAUUGUUAGCUUUGUGUCAUCCGCUGGAUAUUUUAAAUUAGGAUGUGAUGUUAUUGAAAAUUUAGCACCACAUGUUUUAACUAAGUUGUUAACAGAAACAUGUGAAAUAUUGGAAGAUCCAAAUUGUUUUUAUGAUCCAUGGGAAAAUUCAACAGUUGACAAAUUUAUACAUAUUAUUGCUCUAUUUUCUCUCAAUUUUAAAUGUUUGACUUCAUUUAUAAUAAAUACUAAUAAAUUUGGAAAUGAUGAGGAAGACAAAAUUCCAAGCAAUUUAACAGAAUUAAUACAAUGUUCGAUUAAAUUUGAUUCGGCGUACCAUUAUUUAGGACUUUUAUCAUUAAACACAAUUAUUUGGAAUUUAGAUCUUUAUAUUUAUUUCAUAGAAAAAUUAAAUUUUCAGAAUGAAUUAUUGAAUUUACAAAAUUAUUGUAUAUUUAAUAUUCAAGCUGACGAUGAAAUAAGAGAAGAAUACAUAAUAGAUGAAUCUAGUUUACUUCGACAUAAAAUUUUAUCUAAUUCAUAUUAUAUCAAACAUAAAUAUCCUAAAAAAGUAUUAUCAAAGGAAUAUGAAACUACGAAUAAUAAUAUAUUUGAACCAGAAGAAUAUGAAUUGUUUUCGACAUUACCACCACCUGACUUUACCACAGAAAAAGCACUUUUUAAUGAUAUAGAAUCUAAUACUGAAUUAGAAGAUAUGUUACAUGAAAAUAAACUUGGAUUAUUGGAUACCAGUUGGAUAUUACAAGUCAGAAAUACAUAUAUAAGUUCUCCAGAUUCAAUAAAAAAUGCAGUUUUGACUACUUUAUUAGAUCAAAUGUGGCAAGCUAUUCCAACUGCAGAAUGGGCAGAUCAAUUUGAAUGGCCAGAAAAUUUUGUAUACAAUGCAGAUUUUUUCUUUUCAGAAGAAUUACACGGAAUUGAUUUGGUCAUACAAUAUGCUGAAUUACAUGGACUUCUUCAAAAUUCUGAGAUUAAUAAAGAAACAUUGAAACAAUUUUUACAAGCUACUAGCAUAUUUAUAAAAUAUAAAAAACCUAAUAAGUUUAAAGGUUUUGAUUGGUUUUUAUCAACUGUAUUUCUUAUCUGUGAAGGAGAUAUGGACAAAUGCAAAAUAUUUAUUAAAAAAUUGAUUUGCUUUCCGUGUAUUUUAUUUAUAUGGCCUAUUUUUGGUAAAACUAUUGAUAAAAGCAAUCAAGAGAAGUAUUCAACUCAAUUUAUACUUGCACAAUAUUUAGAAAGUAUAAUUCACAGUGAAAUGCCGAACAUAGCUUAUGCAUUAAAGAAUACCUGCGGUAUCGAUUGGUGGAUGUUAUGUACAACAAUAUUGACUCAAUGUUUCUGGGGAAUAUUAUCAUGGCAAGAAAUAAAACAUUUUUUUGCUAUUUCUAUACUAUAUUCACCCGAUUAUAUAAUAUAUUAUUGUGUAUCAUUAAUAUAUCACUGCAGGACAACAUUUAUACAAGAUAUUACGAAUGGAAAAAUGUGGCCAGAAUAUAUGGUACUAAAUGACUACCGAUGUCAUGAUUACAUUAUAUUUAUGGAUAAAUUAGCUAAGAGAUAUGGAAAUAAAAUAUUACCUAUAAUGACUGCAAGAAAAUUAUAUUCGAAUGAUGAAACUGAUACUGUGAAUUAAAUGACAUAAUAUAUACUUUUGUUUUGUUUAAGAAGAAAGAAUAUUUUUUUUCUUAAAUGAUGCAUUAUCAUCAAA
This is a messenger RNA of Polistes dominula (European paper wasp), 3517 nucleotides long. Its product is annotated as protein broad-minded. The record is from RefSeq and is a predicted model, not a curated record. NCBI's taxonomy places the organism in Eukaryota, Metazoa, Arthropoda, Insecta, Hymenoptera, Vespidae.